Messenger RNA from Scaptodrosophila lebanonensis, 1002 nucleotides. It is a transcript of the gene GstO1, whose product is annotated as pyrimidodiazepine synthase. The transcript is spliced from 4 exons. Gene Ontology annotation, biological process: glutathione metabolic process. Gene Ontology annotation, cellular component: cytoplasm. Lineage: Eukaryota; Metazoa; Arthropoda; Insecta; Diptera; Drosophilidae. The record is from RefSeq and is a predicted model, not a curated record. Gene Ontology annotation, molecular function: glutathione transferase activity; glutathione dehydrogenase (ascorbate) activity. The coding region runs from base 102 to 869 and encodes 255 amino acids.
UCCAAUCGAAUAGAUAUCGUGCUUUCGAUAAUAAAACACAAAGAGCAUAAACAAAUCCAAUUUAUUCAAAGUAUUAACACCAAAAGCACUUUGUCCAAAAAAUGAUCACCGGACAACAUCUCGGCAUUGGAUCCACGAAGCCAAUUUUUCCUGACGACGGCCUGUUGCAUUUGUAUUCUAUGCGCUUUUGUCCUUAUGCGCACCGCGUCCAUUUGGUUCUAGACGCAAAGAACAUUCCCCAUCACACAAUUAACAUAAAUCUUCGGGAAAAGCCAGACUGGUUUGUCAACAAUGUUAGCACAACCGGCAAGGUUCCGGUAUUGGAACUUCCCACAGAAUCUGGAACUCCAACACUAGUUGAAUCUCUUAUUAUCUGCGAUUAUUUGGAUGAAAAAUAUCCGCAAAGGCCGUUAUAUUCUAGGGAUCCACUAAGGCGGGCACAGGAUAGGAUACUUAUCCAGCGCUUUAGUCAGUUUAUUGAUGAUAUUUAUAAGCUUUUGUUGCCCAAUAGCCCCACUGAGUUAGGCACUACCGAUUUGUAUGCCGGCUUGGAUAUUUACGAGAAAGAGUUGAAUCUCCGAGAAACUGCGUAUUUUGGUGGGGAAGCACCUGGUAUGCUUGACUAUAUGAUUUGGCCAUGGUGUGAGCGCUUUCCGGCUCUUAAAUAUGAGCUGGGUUUUGAAAUAGUACUGGACCCAAAACGCUUUGGUAAUUUGCUUAGGUGGCGCGAUUUGAUGCUUGAUGAUACUCCUGUAAAAAAGUCCUAUUUGGAUGGAGAAACUCAUGCAAAGUAUAUGCGUUCCCGUCGCGCUGGCGAGACGGAAUAUGAUAUGCUCUACAUUCCCGCCAAGAAACCCAGGUUGUGUUAAAUGGUAAAGCUAUUACUCAGCUAUGAACACAACUAUAAUUUUUGCAUUUAUUUUUAUUGCAAUUUAUUUUGAAUUUGAAUUGUAUAUGAACAAAAUAAAAACCAGCGGGCUAACACCUAUCGCUAUCGAUAAA